Megachile rotundata (alfalfa leafcutting bee) is the source of this 4879-nucleotide messenger RNA. It is a transcript of the gene aop, whose product is annotated as ETS variant transcription factor anterior open. Gene Ontology annotation, cellular component: nucleus. Gene Ontology annotation, molecular function: sequence-specific DNA binding; DNA-binding transcription factor activity, RNA polymerase II-specific. The record is from RefSeq and is a predicted model, not a curated record. Gene Ontology annotation, biological process: cell differentiation; regulation of transcription by RNA polymerase II. Lineage: Eukaryota; Metazoa; Arthropoda; Insecta; Hymenoptera; Megachilidae.
UACCGUUAACCUUUCUGAAAUUUCAUCGCUGAAUAGAUAUCAUUGUUAUUUGCAUUUAUUUGAUAUUUAAAGACAUUUCAUAACAAAGAUCGUGAUACAAUCACCUUAAGAACGUGUAAUGUUAAAUUUAAUACUCGUUGCAUACCACCUGCAUUCCUAUUCAAUGUAUCCUCUCCUUGUUCGUACUAUCGAUAUUAUCGACAUAUCGUUGAAAUCGUUGAAAUUGUUAAUCGAGCUUUAGGACAGAAAAAUGCAUUAGACAAUAGAUCUAUCUUGUACUUCAUCUAUGGAUAAUGUCGAUAAUCUGUCGUCCAAAUAUCGAUAGUCGAUAGUCACAUCCCUAACCUCAAUUGAUUUAAAUAUAUUCGAUGUUCCGACUAUUAUUUAUUACCUUUUCUAUAGUUAAAUAUUGAUUAGGUAUCGUUAAGGUACUGGUAAUCGAUAGUCGUAACUCCAGACUCAACUAACUAUAAAAAUUUAAAAAUAUAUUAGAUAAUAAAAUUGUUACGGUUACAUAUCAAUAUCGAUAAUCGUCACAUCUCAACUGUCAAAAAAGUAAUAGAAAAUACAUUAAACGAUCAAUUAUGUAUUUUGUCUGCAUCUAAAUAUUGGCAAGGUAUCAAUAAAAUAUCAAUAGUCAUCUUUAGUCUGAAUCAAUUGAAAGGUAAUAAGAAAUAUAUUAGAUAACAGGACUAUUACAUCUGUGCAUAAAUAUCAAUAAAGGUACCGACAAGUUAUCGAUAAUCAAUAUCCAUCUUCAAUACAAACCUAUUGAAAAAAGUAACACAAAAUAUAACAAAUGAUAGGUUAUGUAUCUCGUUUACAGAUAAAUAUCAAUAAGGUAUCCAUCCUCAACCCGACUGAAAAGAGUAACGAAAAAUAUAUUAAAUGAUAGGUUUAUCAUACGUCCGUCCUUGGCUAAAUAUCAAUAAGGUAUCGAUAACCGAUAACCAUCAGUCUGAGAAGAGCACUGAAAAAUAUAUUAGAUGAUAGGUUUAUGAUGCGCGACUGUAGUUAAAUAUCAAUAAGGUAUCGAUAAGGUGUCGAUAAUCGAUAAUCGCAUCGGCAGUCUGGACGUAUUUAAAAACGUAGCGAACGGUUCGACCUCGGGGAGACAUUUGAACCCGGCGAGAAGCAGGUCCGCGUCGCGUCGCCAGUCAGAAUCGCGAUUACGAGGAAGCUACGAGGAAGUCGGUAAAGCCGCCCCUCCAUCGUUCCACGGUAUUUCCCACUCGAUUACAACGCUUCGAUUAUUUCCGUUCGCGCCGUAUAAUCGUCCAUCUAUCCGUCCUCGUUCGACCCGUUCAACUCGUACGAUCCGGUGGUCCAUUUGUCUCCGUUCGUCGAACGCGUAAUACGGCGCGGUUAGUCGCGCGCAUGCGCUCUGCCAUUAUUCCGUGGGGGCGCGGAGUGGGGGGAGUGGCGGCAAGCUUCCAGCGGAGAUCGCGGUUCGCGACUCAGUCGUUCGCCAGCUCCGACACCGGGUGGAUCUGUUUCGUCGAGACGUUAUCCGGUGACUUUCAACGGCCAGCCGGACAAAUCGAAUCGUGUCCGAGGUGAAAGGAGAUCCGUUUCGUUCGUGUUCCGCGUCCUCCUCGAGUCCGUCUGCUCUACCAUAUUAACCCCCCGUCUUCGAUAAGACUUCGACGAGAGAGACAGGAGUGUGAUUCGAGUGGUGCCGAUACUGUGAUACACACUUAGCCAACUGUAGAUAGGCUCUGUGAUAUACGCGUGCACACAUGGAUAUUUCCAUACCUCUGGACUUUUCUCGUUAUAUCGGAAUGAUACUCGCAUGAGAGAUAUCGGAAACUAUAAACGUUCGUCGCGGAUGCUAAGUACGUACGUUGUGCGCGAAGAUCAAACGAACGAUAGUAUGCAUGAUCGUUACGAGCUAUUUGGAGUGGAUGUAUAAAUAUAUGAAGAAGAGAAUCGGAGAAAAGAGAUUCGAGGCGGAAGAAAAGAUACACGUGGUCGGUCGGUGUCUCGAGGAUACCUGUGGAUGCCAGCCUGGAGUCGCGACGUAUUAGGGCGCGGAUUUCUGCCCGAUGACCGCCGUACAGAUUCGUUUCUACUUGCCAGCCGAUCUCCAACGCUGAUACUACGCCGCGUCAGAUGGUUUAUCGGCUAAGCCGCAAUUGAGGAAAGAGAGGACACAAAACAAGGCGUGUUAUGAAAUUGUUGCCGUCGAUCCAGUUGCCGCAAUUGCCGCCGGUUUCGGCCGGGGGUGGAGUGACGGGUAUGGAGUCUCGACUACCACCGGGUAUAUCAUUGCCUUUCAGCCCUACAGAGUUACUUUGGCGAUACAGCCCUGCCAUGAAUUUUCCACCCUCUCAUCCAUCGCCCAGCCCCUUUCUAGACUUCAAGACGCACUUGCCAACAAGCCUCGCUUCGGAUCCAAGGCUGUGGUCCCGCGAGGAUGUGGCGACGUUCCUGCGAUGGGCGGAGCGAGAGUUCGACCUGCCCAAAUUCGACAUGGACAUGUUCCAAAUGAACGGCAAAGCGCUUUGCCUGUUAACAAAAGCGGACCUGGGCGAAAGAUGCCCGGGCGCGGGCGACGUGUUGCACAAUGUGCUGUCGAUGCUGGCUAGGGACUUUAACCAAUUCCAAAGGUAUCUGCCCAGUAGCCCCGUGACGCCCACGAGGCCGUCCGCGUAUCCCCUUAGCCCCCAUUCUCAUCCACCGACACCGACUUGGACGGAGAACUCGUACACCGCAAACUUGGCCUCGUUAAUGUCCGCGAAUUCGGUGACGUUAUCGCCGGCGCCGUCCGUGGACAGCCAAGCAGGUUCGCCGGGACACAUGGAGAGCAAUCAGAGCCAGGUUUACAAGAGCGAUUCGGACGAGGAUAAUCAACAAGCGGCAACAGGAAGCCCGCCAGCUACGCCCACAGCCCUCGCCGCCCAAAGGCUAAGCGAAGUUUGCGUUAAGGAUCAGCUCAGCCCUACCCUUACGCAGCCCAUGAUGCCUUUGACGCCCGGUGCCUUCAGGACGAACACUACCAACGUUGCCAGAGAGUUUUUCCCCAACGAUUCCCCAGAACCUAAUACCAAUGGUAGACUUCUGUGGGACUUCCUUCAACAAUUAUUAAACGAUCCUUCACAACGAUACACACACUACAUCGCGUGGAAAAAUCGGGAAAUGGGUGUUUUCAAAAUCGUCGAUCCUCCAGGACUCGCGAGACUUUGGGGCAUUCAGAAAAAUCAUCUUUCCAUGAAUUACGAUAAAAUGAGUAGAGCUCUACGAUACUAUUACCGUGUGAAUAUUUUACGAAAGGUUCAAGGAGAACGACAUUGUUACCAAUUUCUGCGAAACCCAACAGAGCUGAAGAACAUAAAGAACAUAUCUUUGCUGCGUCAGCAAAUGCGGAUAAAAUUAGAACCGGAAGAAGAAGGCGGAAAUGGCGUCGAGCCGGAAACCGAUAUGCCAACAGACCUCUCGAUGUCUAGCAUGAGUCAGCUAUCUACCGAACAGCAGCAGCAACAGCAACAACAACAACAAUCACAGCAGCAACAAUCGCAACCGCAACAACCACUACCUCUUCACGACCCACCUGCAAAAUACAGAAGUCACGCGUAUAACCUGGUAAAAACUAAUCAGGAGUCGGAAGAGAAGAAGUGACGCGAGACAUAACGUUGAUUCAGCUACGUAUUUCUGUCGACUGACAAAAUGGAUUCCUUGCUGCAGCACGUCCUUGUCACCCUGAUCAUUUACGACAACGACCGUGCUUGUAAGAAACGUUCGAAGAGAUCUGUUUCCGAGUCAGCUGUCGGAAUCACCGUUCACGUAAGAAGAUUUGUGAGAAAAUUAAUCGAAAGCUGCCGAGUCAUCGACGUUUCCGGGACGUAUGUAAUGACAAAAGACUGAAAAACAACAAGUUUACGGAUAUCAGCCUGCGAAAACUAUCAAGAAGAAUCUUCUUGUCUCGCUCGGUCGGUAACGUACCGAUUUGCUUUUAGAAAUCUACUAAUGUAGCGGUCGGAACCGUUAAAAAAUUCUCGUUUGAACGUUGGUCGCAACAAUAUGUUCAACAAUGUCCAGUUCUUUGCCGAUUCUGAGUCUACUUAACGAUCGAAUAAUCAACGCGGUUCAAAUUUCCGCGCGCUUCGAAUCGUAAGAUGAUUGGUCGCCUACGAAAAACCGGCAGCCAAUUGUCGUGUUGCAAUUGUGAAGGACGCUUCGAUGAAGCUAAAACUUUCGCGGAUAUUCCGCCAUCUGUUUUCCAUCCUCCGUGUAAACGCACGUGCGCGAGUGUGAAACGUUUCUCGCUUCUACAACGAACUAAUUUAGAGAGAGAGAAAAAAAAGAACAGGCUUGGAUAGGGUCGUUAUCGACGAAUGUACAAAUCGGUGUUCGGGAAACGGAUCGAAAGGUAUUUUAUUCCAAAGUUAUUCUGUGAUGUAAAAUUUAGCUCAAAGAUAAAUUGCCCGUGGUGAAAUAUGCUUAGUUGUUAACGAGAGAUCAAAUUUAUUGAAAGAAAGAAUUUUUUUUUAUUUAAAAAGAGAAACUUUACAUAAGUUUAUAAAAACAAUUACUGUAAUAUAAAAGGUAAUGUUAGUUCAAUCUUGUAAAGGAUCUACUUUUGUACGAGAAGAAAGGAAGAUCUAUCCUGUAAAUACUUGAAUUUGAUAAAACUUAAACUAGUUUCCCGUUGCACCCACUCAGUUGUGCCAAUCUAAUCGUCGAUAAUUACAUAUAUACAUAUAUGUAUGCGUUUAUAGUAAUCUGUAUAAAUGGAGAAGAAAAAGCGUGUCAUCGUUUUGGAACUGUCAAAACGACUGUAAGGAUUGUUCGUAUACCUAAAUCGCGGACAUCUGUAAAUAAGUUGAUAAACUAUUAAGAAAAAAUAAUAACGAACUCUAUUAAGUAGUAAAAAAAAAAA